Messenger RNA from Penicillium concentricum, 1188 nucleotides. RefSeq names its product PP2C family serine/threonine-protein phosphatase. The transcript has 2 exons. The record is from RefSeq and is a predicted model, not a curated record. The coding region runs from base 1 to 1188 and encodes 395 amino acids. Lineage: Eukaryota; Fungi; Ascomycota; Eurotiomycetes; Eurotiales; Aspergillaceae.
AUGGUGACCAAGGCAGUGUCACAUUCAUUAUCAUCAUCAUGGACGUCCAUUAGCAAGUGGAUCGCGAACAUAAGCAUAAAUCAGACCCCGAUCCAGAUUGCCCGCCUCCGACAACCGAGCACGGCACGGCCAUAUCACGCGGCAGUGUGGCCCUCCUACGGCAUCACCACUCCCGUCCCUGAUCAGCCAUUCGGUUCCCCCAAAUCGCCCUUUCGAUUCGACACUGGCUACGCUUUAUGUGCCAAACGACCCUCACGACCCUUCCCUCCACCUUUUCUGUCCCCACCCUCUUCAUCCUUCUCGGAUCCUUUGACGACACACGGACUUAGCCAGGAUAAGAGAUUAUCCGUCAAGGGCGAGCUAGUCCGUGGCUUGAAUAAUGGAGACGAUGCGAUCAUCGUUGCGGAGAACUUCAUAGGCGUCGACGAUGGCGUAGGCGCCUGGGCUACGAAACCUCGUGGUCAUGCUGCACUCUGGUCUAGACUCCUAUUACAUUUCUGGGCCCUCGAGGUCGAAAAGCACGUCGACCACCGCAUGCCCACCCUCGACCCGGUUGGAUACCUGCAGUAUGCAUACGAGGAGACCCUGCAAGCAACCACGUCUCCUACCGAGUGGCUCGGCACCACGACCUCCGCCACUGCCAUACUACACUGGACCAAGGAGAAUGACGGCACGCAGAAGCCAUUGCUGUACGUUACAAACCUGGGCGAUUGUAAGAUCCUCGUAAUUCGACCGAGCGAGAACAAAGUCCUUUUCCGCACUGCGGAGCAGUGGCAUUGGUUCGAUUGUCCCAUGCAGCUUGGCACAAACAGUAUCGACACACCCCGGAAAGAUGCAGUUUUGUCUAAGAUUGCGGUGCAGGAAGACGACGUCGUCCUCGCGCUCUCGGAUGGCGUCAUGGAUAACCUCUGGGAACAUGAGGUCCUGAAAGUCGUUAUGGAUAGUAUUGGCACAUGGGAGGAAGGGCGCGUGGCUCCGAAGGAUGCUGCGCGGCACCCUCAUCUGGCUGAUGACCGCAAUGUCUAUGUCGCCCGGGAACUGCUUAAUGCUGCUCUGACGAUUGCCCAGGAUCCCUUUGCAGAGAGUCCCUUCAUGGAGAAGGCUGUGGAAGAGGGUCUGGCUAUUGAAGGAGGCAAAAUGGACGAUAUCUCCGUCGUCGUCGCAUCCUGCAAGAAAAGCGAUGGAUGA